Thrips palmi is the source of this 4294-nucleotide messenger RNA. RefSeq names its product UPF0565 protein C2orf69 homolog. The transcript has 8 exons. Bases 346 to 1458 code for a protein of 370 amino acids. Gene Ontology annotation, cellular component: mitochondrion. The record is from RefSeq and is a predicted model, not a curated record. Lineage: Eukaryota; Metazoa; Arthropoda; Insecta; Thysanoptera; Thripidae.
GUUUAGCACAUCCACUUCAGGAACAUCCCCACUCGGCAAUCGUCGUGACGGUUGAGAGCCGAGAGAGGUUGUGUUUAUUUUAUAUCUGUAUUUAUUGUUAAUUAAUUGUCUAGUGAGCCUUGUCGCGGUUGACAUGGUUUCAUAAAGUCUUGGCCGUAUCAAGAACACUCAGGAAGAGAUUUUCGUAUCACAGGAGAGGGGUCGUUUGAUGGACGCUUCAGCGAUGGAUAACAGUGUGAUCCUUAUAUCCCAUAAUGUCAUGAAGACAACGUAGUUGUGGAGACUAUUAAUAAAUACAUAUUCCCUUUACGUAUGCAUUUUGAGUGUUGAGAACAUACUCCCAGCAUGAUGCCGGGAUCGGCCCCCCCAUGCGGGCCCGUCCGGCUCCCUGCUGUUCCAGGAUACGAGGGACGUGUCAAUGAUAUCAUAUACUACCCUCCUCAAAUCCGCUCAGAACAAGAUACAGCAGUAAUUUAUUUUGGUGGAGAUGUUCAGGAUUAUCGAGAAAAUAUGGAAGCUCACCGAGAUAAUAAACCCUAUAUGAAAUGGUGCUUAGAUGACAUGUGUGAAAGACUUAGUAAACGCUUUCCUGACUGUCAUGCUGUUGUUAUACGUCCAGUUAGAUCGACAACUCCUAAACUUGCUACCUUCAUGGACUUUGUGUCAGCCGAAAUGGAUCAUAACAGCUGUUACGACAAUUUUGUUCCUUGCAAUAACUGUGGUGCUCCUGAGCACACUCCCACCCACUACGCUCUACAUCAUCUUGAGCGCCUUCUCCAGUGUACCUCUGCUCGGUUGCGAAGUAUGCCUAUUAGUCAGUUGAGACCCCAGGUGCCAAAAGAUCCCGUCAAGUCACCUGACACGAGUAGUACCAAUGAUAGCGAAGGUGGUUCUAGUGAGGAAAAUAAGGAUGUGACAAUGUUGUCUGCUACUGAUUUGAAGCUACCUGAAAAAGAUCAGGAAAAAAUAUGGUGGCGUGAGGGACUUCAGUUAGACCGGGCACGCUUGAUUCUCAUUGGUUUCAGCAAAGGGUGUGUGGUAUUAAACCAGUUCAUUUAUGAAUUUCAUUAUUUAAAAACUCUAACUCCUGAUGAUGACACCAUGUCCAAACUUGUAUCUCGCAUUCGAGACAUGUAUUGGCUUGAUGGUGGGCACUCUGGUGGGAAGAACACGUGGAUUACAUCCCGUAGUCUACUUGAAACAUUAACAAGAUUAAGUAUAAAUAUUCACGUACAUGUCACACCCUACCAAGUUCAUGAUGAAAGAAGACCGUGGAUACGGAAAGAAGAGAAAGCUUUCUGUGAUCUCUUGCGCAGACUGAAUGCUCCCAUAGAGCGUACUUUUCACUUUGAAAAUCAACAACCAACUCUUUUAACUCAUUUUGAAGUGCACAAUGUCUUCAGGCCAGAGGUAGGAUGUGAAAAUGAUGCUGCUUCUUCUUCAUCUCAAACUGGUUGAGAGUUCUUUUUGUCCUUUACUUAAGUAAUGAUUUGACAAGAGACUUUGCUUGCCAUUUUUAUAGAAAAGAACAUGGCAAUGUUAUUUUUCAGUCUAAAACAGUUAUAUUUUGCAUUAGGUUAUACAGUUUUCUAACAUGAAGAAAGAAUUUUAAGGGUUUACAUUUCUCUUGAAACUGAGUCUCCUCAAUACCACCCUGUGGUCAUGUCUCAUUUUUAUCAUUGUGCAUUUGUUUUUGUCAGCAUCAAGUCAUAUUGUUGUGAAGCUAGUCACUGUAAGUUCCCAAGUAAUUCAGAUGUCAUUUUUGUAAGUAUUCUCAUAAUAAUUGUACAAUUCUUGUUUGUCCUAUUUGAGUAAAUUUAGGUGAUAAUCUUUAUGAAAGAUGAGGCUUAACUAACUUUUAAGUGCCGCAUCACACUUAGUUUGGAAAGUUUAGUCCUUUGAGUUAUUUUAUGUUACCAAUUUGGUAAUUGAUGUUGUUGUUCUUUCAGUCUUUUUCUUUGUCAAGAAAAAGCUCAAUUUUUCCUAUUGUUUCAUCACCGUGUUACAAAUUUGGUUCAGUCUGAAGCCUGAAUCCAACUUUAUGAUCUAAACAGCAUAAUACAGUAAUGAAGAGUAAAUAUGCCAAUGAAAUAGUGAAUUUUUUUAAAAGUUAUCACUCUUUUUGAAUCCCAGGAAAAAUAAGAUGGCAAUGAACUACUGUACAAUAUUGAUGCAAGGGUUGCUCAAGAGAGUGAGUGAACGUAAUUGAUUUCAGAGAUUCACUUAGGCUACAAAAUUACCCUAUUAAGGUCACGCUGCAGUGAACUUGUCAUGGAUCUAUACUGUUAUAGUUUUCUCUCAACAACAAUUUGUUUUCUUGGUGACUUAAUACAGUGGGUGGCCAUGCUAUGAUGUUUUCUUUUUUUUCUAUUAUAAGACUGGUUUAUCUUCUUUCUGCAGCCAUUAUGCAGUCAUUAUGUGUCAUCCAGGAACUACCAUAGAUACUCAAAUCAUUUUAUAUCAGAUGUUCCUUUGUACAUAUAUCUGGUGACACAAACUUGCUUUGUAAUAUUAUUGCUUCUCAAAUACUCACCUCAAGCAAUAGAAUGCCUGCCGCUGGCUCGGUACUUUAAUUUGUCCAUUCGUACAUGUUUUUAUAUUUGUGUUAUUUUUUCAGUAGGUGCCAAGUGCACCGUGUAUUGCUAUUUGCUUAAGCAAAUUGUUUUUGUCUCUUUUGUUUUCUAAAUGGUCUGUUUUACUUUGAAACGUUCAUCCAGAGUUAAAAAGAAUCUUGUUGCAUAGUAUAUUCAGAACAUUUUAGCUCACCACUCGCAUAUCAAAAUUUUUGUUUCUCUCCUUAUUUUCUACCAAUAAUCUCUUCUAAGAUACACUGGUUCUCAAGCAUUUGACAAUAACAAAAUGGAAUUGUAAAUCUUUCACUAAACCAUCAGUAUUAGGGUAGAGUGAAAACCAGGGAUGGAAAAGCUGGACCCGGGCUCAGGUAUUUAAGGCUAUCUUAAGACUAGCUGCAAUGUGUAAUUUGACCCGGGUGGUAUCUGGAUAAACUGUGUGGCCCGAUCAAGGCCUUUAAAGGAAGCAGUUUUUGCUGAUGAGGCCUGGUUCGAUCCCCCCUUGAGCAAAAAGUACCGAUUUAACUGUAUAAACCCAACUUUGACCCUCCCCGAGAAAUGGAAGGGGGUUCGAUCGGCGGGAAUUGGAGCUAGUUCCAAAAUAUCCGGAAAUACUUAGGCCCAGUUCCUGUUUACUUUUUAUCUCAGGUUUUCACUCCAACCUAAUCAGUUUUGAAUUCAUAAGUGAGCUUUCUAUGAAUUAAGAAUCAGCUUGUGAUGUUAUUCUUUUUCUGUAGAAAUUUUGUACUGGUGAAAAUGUUGUUUUGAAUGUUGUAUAAUAAUUUUAUCACCUCUGUAAACAUUUUGUAAAUCCUGUAUUGUUCCUUUGACCCAUUUCACCCUUUACACCAGUCAAUGAUUUUAAAACUAAAUCAAAUUUGUAUGUAGAAUUCCAAUAACUUUUAUUCGGAACAAGCUCUUUGUUGCAGGCUUUUAUUUUUUCACUUUGAUUUCAUUUGAAAAAUGCAGUUGUUGCCGAGAGAACACCUUUAUUAAGAUUUGGCUCAAGAGACUUUUAGUACAGUGUCGGUCAGUUGAGGUUUAAACCAUCAUGGUUAUCUAGCCAGAAAUCAUAGGUGAAGAAGCAGGCAUUACUUGCAACUUCAAUGGGCUCCACUAUCAUUUCCAGAGUGAAAAAAUUAGGCUGUAUCUGUUUCUUGGAAAAGGUAGUGUUUCUAUGUGUUUCCAAAAAUUAUCUUUAUAUUCAGUCAACAUUCUCUUUGUAAUCACCUUUAAAUGUAAAAAAAAAAAAAAAAAGUUUUUGUAGUUUAAAAUUGUUGAUGCAAAAUUUGCAAAUGAUCUUGUCACAUUAGUUGUUCUUUCUAUUUGGAAAUCUGUUCCAAUUUUGAUUGGAUUAUGAAUCAGCCCUGCAUUUUGAGCUAUUUGUCAAACAGUGCAUUUUCAUGCAUGUGCAAGUGUACUUAAACCAAAGAACUUGUUCCACUCCACAUCUAUAUGAGUGUCAUUUUCUUUUCCUCAGAGGAACUUAUUUGUUGUAAUCUUGCUCGUCUUGCCAUUGCAUUUUUUAAAGUUAACAUUCCACAGAUUAUUCUUCUACUGUAAGUUGUUAACAGAAUGAGAGCUGGGUGAUCUUAAUUGAUUUUACCCUGUCUUCGAAUCAAACACAUUUUACCCAAUGAUUUUUUUUUAUUUUAUUUUUUUGAAAAUGUAGGUGUGCUCUGCUCUGAAAUGUUAAUUUAUUAAUAAAAUUAUAGUUCAAAGUA